Aspergillus nidulans FGSC A4 is the source of this 747-nucleotide messenger RNA. RefSeq lists its product as uncharacterized. Bases 1 to 747 code for a protein of 248 amino acids. Lineage: Eukaryota; Fungi; Ascomycota; Eurotiomycetes; Eurotiales; Aspergillaceae. The record is from RefSeq and is a predicted model, not a curated record. The transcript is spliced from 4 exons. Gene Ontology annotation, molecular function: metal ion binding.
AUGGGCUGCCACGCCGGCCUACGGGAAUAUCGUGCCGGCAAUGGUCUGCAUCGCAUUAGGUCCGCCGGAAUCGAGCGAGAGCUCCAGCACUUGGGUGUUGCAGUCAAUUUGUUGUUAGAGCAGGUGGAAGACUACGAGGGCGAUACCGGAAGCAGCUUUGAGGUGAUGAGGCGGAUCUCUAGGGCCGUUAGCGAUGCUAUAGCAAGCAAGAGCUUCCCACUGGUACUGUCGGGGAACUGCAUAGCCAGCGCAGCGGUGGCCUGCGGGCUGCAGAUACAAAAUCUGGCGCUCAUUUACUUUGACGCGCAUGAUUAUCUCGAUUCACCAGACGUCAAAUGGACACGUCUGGACGAAAGGUCUUACAGUCCGGCCCUGGUUCAAUUGAGCCUUGACGUCCUGGACAUUUCGUACGGGAAAGUCAGUGACUACCCGCCUCCCGGUGGCCUAUUCGAGUCCAACUUGAUUUCCUGCAUGGAAAUUGUUCCUCAAAUGGUCACACCAGGGUCGCUAGCCGUGUGUUCUUUCGAUCCGGAUGCAGGUGAUGGUGAUAGAAUGGCUCAGAUCGGUACUCGCGCUAUCUUAACUUGCGUCAAAGCUCUUUUAAGCGAAGGAGAGUUGUCCAAGAAUCUGAAGUAUUUUACGGCCUUGCAUUAUGUGUUUCAUCGUGAGCGGGUCCUAUUGGAUGUCAGUUUGUACAGUACGCUAGCUCUAUUUUAUGUACGUCUCUUUCUUUGUAACCUUAUAUAG